Acanthochromis polyacanthus (spiny chromis) is the source of this 9115-nucleotide messenger RNA. It is a transcript of the gene grid1b, whose product is annotated as glutamate receptor, ionotropic, delta 1b. NCBI's taxonomy places the organism in Eukaryota, Metazoa, Chordata, Actinopteri, Pomacentridae. Gene Ontology annotation, cellular component: plasma membrane; postsynaptic membrane. Gene Ontology annotation, biological process: monoatomic ion transport; modulation of chemical synaptic transmission; synaptic transmission, glutamatergic. Gene Ontology annotation, molecular function: transmitter-gated monoatomic ion channel activity involved in regulation of postsynaptic membrane potential; glutamate-gated receptor activity. The record is from RefSeq and is a predicted model, not a curated record.
AACAAAAGCAGCCAGAAAGCUGCUCUCCUCCGCUCCAAACCCUCCAUCCCUCCUUCCAUCCCUCCAUCUCCGUCCCUUCGCCUCGCUUUUCUCCGGUCGGUCGGAGCUUCCAGCGCCGUAGAUAGAGGCUCUGCAGUCACGUGGGUCGGAGGAGAGAGAAGAGAGAGAGAGAGAGGGAGGAAGAGGGAGAGCGUCCCUCCUCCUCCUCCUCCUCCUCCUCCUCCGCAGUUUGCGCUGUGUUAUGUCUCAGACUCGGAGCUGGAGAGUCAGAGCUGCUCGUCCGGCGGAUCUCAACCUCUGAAACAAACCCCCGGUGUCUCCUCUCAUCCUUCCCCGCUCCCCCGCUCACUCCGCCGGCUUUGGGUUUCUCUCGUCCCCCUUCCUCCUCCUCCUCCUCCUCACCCCGCUGGAUCUUUUCUACCUUUUCUUCUUCUUCUUCUUCUUCUUCUUUCUCCAACAGUUUUGGGAUUUAUUCUUCUUCUGAUUAUUUAUUUCUACUCCGGGCUGCUGGUUUCUCUCCACGCCGCUGCUGGAUGUGGAUUAGUCUCAUCACUGGAGGAACAGAAACACCCUGACGGAGGGAGAAUAAAGCCCCAGCAGCGCGGUGGAUCCGUGGAUGCGCCUUUUGGGCUCGAACCGGAGAUGGAAUCGCUGAUUUUGUUGUUUCAUUCCCUGUGGAUAUUGCAAUGCAACACAGUGAGCGGCGACUCCAUCAUCCACAUCGGUGCGAUAUUCGAGGAGAACGCCGUGCGGGACGACGAGGUUUUCCAGCUCGCCGUGUCGGACCUCAGUCUGAGCGACGACAUCCUGCAGAGCGAGAAGAUCACGCACUCCAUUAAACUCAUCGAGCCCAACAACCCGUUCCAGGCGGUGCAGGAAGCCUGUGAGCUGAUGAACCAGGGCAUCCUGGCGUUGGUCACCUCCACCGGCUGCGCCUCGGCCAGCGCCCUGCAGUCUCUGACGGACGCCAUGCACAUCCCUCACCUGUACAUCCAGAGGAACAGCGAGGGGUCGCCCCGGACCGCCUGCCGCUUCAACCCCAGCCCUGGAGGACAGCGCUACACGCUGGCCGCCCGGCCGCCCGUCCGCCUCAACGACGUGAUGCUGACGCUGGUGGACGAGCUCCGGUGGCAGAAGUUCAUCGUGUUCUACGACAUCGAAUACGAUAUCCGGGGGCUGCAGGGCUUCCUGGACCAGACGUCCCGGCAGGGCGUGGACGUGGCUCUGCAGAGGGUGGACAGGAACAUCAGUAAGGUCUUCACCAACCUGUUCACCACCAUGAGGAGAGAGCUCAACCGCUACCGGGACACGUUGAGACGAGCCAUCCUGCUGCUGAGUCCUCAUGGAGCCCACACCUUCAUCCAGCAGGCAGUCGAGACGAAUCUGGCCUCCAAAGACAGUCACUGGGUGUUCGUCAACGAGGAGAUCAGCGACGCAGAGAUCCUGGAGCUUACCCACAGUGCACUGGGGCGCAUGACGGUGAUCCGGCAGAUCUUCCCGCUGUGGAAGGACAGCAGCACCCGAUGCAUGAGGCAGAACCACCGGAUCUCCUCGCUGCUGUGCGACCCGCAGGAAGGAUACCUGCAGAACCUGGAGGUGUCCAACCUCUACCUGUAUGACAGCGUGCUGAUGCUGGCCAACGCCUUCUACAGGAAGCUGGAGGACAGGAAGUGGCACAGCAUGGCCAGUCUCAACUGCAUCAGGAAGUCCACCAAGCCCUGGAACGGAGGCUGGUCCAUGCUGGAGACCAUCCAGAAGGGAAACAUCACGGGUCUGACGGGUACGAUGGACUUUAAAGACAGCGGCUCAAACUCUCACGUCCAGUUCGAGAUCCUCGGAUCCAGUUUCAGCGAGACCUUCGGCAAAGACAUAAAAAGGCUGGCGACCUGGGACUCGGUUCACGGCCUCAACGGAAGUCUGAAGGAGAGUCGGAUAGAAAACGGGAUGCAGGGAGUCACCGUCAAAGUGGUCACCUUACUGGAGGAUCCUUUCGUCAUGGUGGCGGAGAACAUCCUCGGGCAGCCCAAGAGGUACAAAGGCUUCUCCAUCGACGUGCUGGACGCCCUCGCCAAGAUCCUGGGCUUCAAGUACGAGAUCUACCAGGUCGCAGACAGUAAAUAUGGAUCACAGCUUCCCAACGGAUCGUGGAACGGGAUGAUCGGGGAUCUCAUCAAUAAGCGAGCUGACCUGGCGGUGUCGGCCAUCACCAUCACACCUGAGCGUGAGAACGUGGUGGACUUCAGCAAGCGUUACCUGGACUACAGCGUGGGCAUCCUGCUGAGGAAGCCCGAGGAGAAGAUCAACAUCUUCUCGCUGUUCGCUCCCUUCGACCUGGCCGUCUGGGCCUGCAUCGCCGCCGCCAUCCCGGUGGUCGGCGUCCUCAUCUUCCUGCUCAACCGGCUGCAGGCGCUGCGCUCGUCCUCCCAGAAUGCACCGGGGCAGCCGUCCAACGGCGUCGGAUCGGGAAGUCUGCACAGCGCCAUCUGGAUCGUCUAUGGAGCGUUUGUCCAGCAAGGAGGCGACGGCGUGGUCGGCUCGGUGGCUCUGAGGAUCGUCAUGGGCAGCUGGUGGCUCUUCACGCUCAUCGUGUGCUCGUCGUACACGGCCAACCUGGCGGCGUAUCUGACCGUGUCACGCAUGGACCACGCCAUACGGUCUUUCCAGGACUUGGCUCGGCAGAUCGACGUGGACUACGGCACCGUGAGGGACUCUGCCGUCUACGACUACUUCAGGAACAAAGGAACCAACCCUCUGGAGCAGGACAGCACCUACGCCGAGUUAUGGAGGACCAUCAGCAAGAACAACGGCAUGGACUACUCAGUGUCCAGUCCGUCUGAAGGGAUACGAAAGGCCAAGAAGAGUCCGUUCGCCUUCCUGUGGGACAUGGCGGUUCUGGAAUACGCCGCUCUGACGGACGACGACUGCACCAUCACCGUGUCAGGAAACAGCAUGAGCAGCAAAGGAUACGGCAUCGCCAUGCAGCACGGCAGCCCCUACAGAGACCUGUUCUCCCAGAAGAUCCUGGAGCUGCAGGAGAAGGGCGACCUGGACAUCAUGAAGCAGAAGUGGUGGCCUCGGACCGGCCGCUGCGACCUGAGCAGCCACGCCAGCGCUCACCCCGACGGACGCUCGCUCAAGCUGCACAGCUUCGCCGGCAUCUUCUGCAUCCUGGCCGCCGGCCUGCUGCUGGCCUGCCUGGUGGCCGGCCUGGAGGCCUGGUGGAACGGCAACCGCUGCCGCCAGGAGCAGCCCAAAGAGGACAAGGAGGUGAACCUGGAACAGGUGCAUCGUCGUAUGAACAGUCUUUUGGACGAGGACUUGGCCCACAAGCAGAUCCCCGGCCCCUCUAUCGAGAUCUCUGCGCUGGACAUCGGCAGCAUGCAGCCCAGCCAGGCUCUGGUUCCGGGGUCGGAGUCCAUCCGGGACUACCCGCCCUCGGGCCUCGCUGUGACCACCUUCCUCCCCGGGGAGGGGGUGCCGCCUCCGCCUCUUCCCCACCCUCACCAUGGGGGGACCCUAGGCAGGACGCUACCCCCGUCCCAGGGCCCUGGCAGCACCACAUUGCCCCCGCACCACCCGCUCAGCAGCACCAGCCUCAGCGGCACCAUGCAGUGCAAACACAGGGCUCCCAACGGGGGGCUCUUCCGGCAGAGCCCUGGCAAGACGCCCAUGCCAAUGUCCUACCAGGCAGUCUCCGCAGGACCCAUACCCGAAGCCAUUGAGGCCACCCACAGUACAUCCAUAUAGAGGUCCGGGUUCGGAUGUGACGAGAUGUAGAGGAAAAUUAUUGUAGGAGGAAAAAAACAAAUGUACAAAGUAAAAAAGAUUUUGUAUCUCACUAUCUGUUCAGAAAGUUACAAAAAACUAAACACACAAAAACACAAAAACAAAAAAGCAGGUGGGGUGUUGGGUGGGGCGUUGGGCGGGUGUAAUUUUUCUCUUGUACAUACGUGUAAAUACCAAGAGAACGAAGUGAGGUCAAAGUGUAUUUUGAAUAUUCUCAAUUUUUGAAGUUGAGUUAUAAAAACACAAAACGAGAUAAAAAAAUAUAUAUAUACAUCGAUGAAAAGUUAUGACUGUUUGAAUGGCUUUGUAAAUUUUGUUCAAUUAAAAACAAUGACGCGAAAUUCAUUGUGAUUGUUUUCUAAGUGCCGAAAUUAAACGAUGUCUCUCCACAACUCAUCGAUGUAAACCCAUGAUGCACCGCUGUAGGGACAUUCUAGUGUUGGACACCUACUGUUAUGCACCUCUGUACCAACCCUAUAUACCGUAUAUCUCCAGCAUCGGACGAGAAUAAUCACAACUCCUUGGUUUUGUUUUUUUUCCAUUUGUAUUAAAUAUAUAAUAUACAUUGUUUUUUCCAAGCAAAAGUCUACAUUCAUUUUCUUACGUUGACUGUAAAUUGUGUUCAUUCGACACUUUGAUGGAGGGAAGAGUGGAUUUUUAUCAGGUUCAUAUUUUACACACAGCUGAGUGGUUUGUUUUUAUAGUCCCUUUUUAUUUGGCGGCAGUACUGUCCAGGUGAGGAGGGCUUGGAUUUUAAAGCGUGGAAACAGGAGAGGAUUGAAGGCUGCGUCCACACCUACUCUGAUGGGUUUUACUGGGUCAGAAAUGUUGAAUUUGAUGCCCUUUUUGGGCUUUAAAUGUUGGGUUCCAAUCACAGAAGACUGGCCUCUUUGUAGAGAACGAAAUCUCAGGUGUUGUUAAACCAAACACAACUGUGUAGAACAAGAAUCUUCUUUAAUCGAAGCAUUUGUAGCCAUUGAAGAAUUGCCCCAGAUCUCUAAUACUUCUCGUUUUGUCCUGAGAUAAAACAAAGAGCAUUUUCCACUUACAGAUGACUAAAUGUUCACAUCUUUCUUACAGAUAUUUGCAGUCACAGCCGUAGUUCCAGGGUUUAGCUGCGAUCUCAAGAUACCCUGCUACCAACCACAAAUAAACGCCUCCAAAACGCCAAACACCUUCAGUGAUAUUUAGCGAUAUUUCAUUAAUUUAACCGAUAGAAAAUAUAUUAACCAAUGAGGCAGAAAAAGAAGAAGGUCGUGCAUGUCAGAAAACGGAUUCUAGACUAGCUGGUUGUCAGAGUCUUAUACAGCAGGUCCUCGGUUUACGACGUCCUCGACCUACGGCAUUUUGUGGUUACAUCGCCAUCUCCCAUAAAUUUGUUGUUCCAUCAUUCCAAUGUACAACAAAUUUCCUGUGAGAAGUAGUUGGUGGGUGAAGUUAUUCUCUUUUAAGAAAAAUGAUGGCAAAAAUGACUACUAGACAAGCGAACCAGGUCAGUUUACACCAAGAAAACGUCACACAGCAGAAAAAAAGACUUGAUUUUGUCGUUUAUAAGGACUUUAAACUGCAGGUGCUGUCGUGUGAUAUCAGACACAACAGGAAGUUAAGAUGUGACUAGAACUUCAGAAGGUGUCUGAAAAUUGACCUAAAACACCAUCUGUGUAUGAAAAAAAGACCAAAAUACAAUAAAAACCUUGACGAUCAUCCAUAGUAAUGUGUCUUAAGACCCCGUAUAUACUGAGGAGUGUUGGGAUGUGAGACUAAACCUCUAGAAACAGUAUUUAUAGACAGACCCAGAACAAGUUCUCACAAUGUCGCUGCAACAUUCACUUAUUUCCAUUGAUUUCCAACCACUGAUUUGUUUUGGAUGCCACAUUGGAUUGUGCUAUGUUCUUUCUUUCUUUCAUUUGUGUUAUUUUUUGGAAACUUUUUGCCCUUCAUUAUGACUCCCAACCAUAAGUCAGACUCUUCUGGGUGUUUCUAUGCCCUUGAUAAUGACUUUACCACCACACUGUUAGCGUGACUAACAUAGGUACUUAUGUACAUAUGUGAGUUCCAACUCACAAUGAAAAUUCGCCUUGUGUCACGCCAUAUGAACAGAAUUCCAACACAAGUCGAGACCCCCUGUAUUGUUUUUUGUUUUAGCAACCAGAGGAGAUAUCACUUACAAAUCUUCAUGUCAACUUAAACUGCACUCUGAAACUAAAGUGGGGGAAAAAAACUGUGAAAAUGUUGUCGCAACUGGUGCCUGAAAAAGAAUUCUAACUGUAAAACUAGCAAAAAUAACUACAGUCUACACAGUAAUGGCGUUUUUAAAAUUAUUUACCAUUUCUUACUCUUCAAUAUACAGAAUUUUCCCUUCAAUGACUGCAAAUAUCUUUAAAAUAAUGAUGUUUUUUAGUCUAAUUUAAUGAGUUUUGAUGCAACCUUUGUUUUUACAGUUUUGGCUCUUGUUUUUUGUACAACUUUUUCCUGUUAUUUUAAUUGGUAUGUGUAAUUUAACAAAACAGGAGAAGUCUGUGAAAUAACAGCUGGCAAUCUAUAUAUAUUUUUCUUUCUGAUAAUGCUAAAUUUCCAUUCCUAGAAAUCAGUCAUUUACUAAAACAUAUGAAAAAUAUCCAAACUGACUGUGUUUUACAGUGUACCUCAUUAGGUAAAUAGAAAAAACAGGUUCAGUCCAUUUGCUGAUUUUGACUUUCGAAGCUUCUGUUUCCAUCUGAAGGAGCUUUUAAAAACCCUGAAACAGCAGAAAAAGUGAACUUUUUGCUCGGCUGAACGUCGCUAACGGUUUGAAAAUCCAAUCAAAGUGGACGCGAUGUGGUUUAGUUUGAUUUAAAGCUACACAAACGCCCCCAACAGAGAACAUUUCUUUGUUAUUCUGCUGCACAGCAAAGUGAUUCCUGUGUUUUGGGGUCGUUCCGUGACCAAACCAUUAAUAAGAGGACCGCUGGAACGUCUAAUGAGGGAAUAAAGUGCAGGUUGAACAGCGGUUGGUGUGAACGCAGCCUCGGGACUCUCUGACCUUUUCGGUUUGUUAUAUUUAACCUGAAAGAAAAGAAGUCUUGUAGAAUCAGCUAUAUAGAUCUGUCUUUAAUUUUUUAUACUAGAGAAUUUAAUGUGAAACACUUGUAUACAGGUUUAUCUCCUGCAAAGCAGCGCAGUUCUUCUAAUCAGAGGGCGAGGCCUCAUGUUCCACCAGUCCAUCUAAUGAAUCUGCUACGACCUGCCGGAUGACGGACGCCGUCUUUAUCCAAAGUGCAAUCAGAGGCUCACGACGGCGGCCGUUAUUCUGCAGGAGUCGUACCUCAAACGCUAAGAAACAAGGAGUCUGAUGGGGUUUUUCUCUGUAGAUAAACUGCUUGGAGCCUUUAUGGGUUUACAACCAGAGACAGGAAACCACACACUCAACUCUGCAGUGUUCUGCCGACAUAAUUGUGAUUAAAGUGCAUUUAUGGUUCCGAUGAGCCUCAUUUUUGGUUUGGAAAUGAGCUGAUCGGCACACGGUGGAGCUUUCAGGACAAAAAUUUACAUCAGUGACUUGUCAGGACGAAGGGCUUAGUUCCCCAAAUGUACUUUGGAGACACCAAAGCCAACAACUUUAACCGUUUCUUUAAAACCACAAGCGAGAACGUCGACGUUUGAGAUCCAAACACUGCCGUUACCUUGUGAUUCUGUCACACAAACUCAAGGUUGAAACCAACAUUUUAGAUCCCAAAUGUGUCUGUUAGUAGCUCUAAAAGUCAGCUGAGUCAAUGGAAACACCGGACAUACCGAGGUCCUACAACAGUAAUAUGGAUAUUUUCUACAAGAACUUUGUUUUAGAAAAGAACUCUUAUCCACAUGACCGUUAUUAUGGAAAAAUAAUCACUAAAACGACUACAGACAAAUGAACCAGGCCAGUUUCCACCAAGACAACAUCACAUAGCAGAGAAAAAAGAAAACGUAUAGUAGAUCAGCUGGUUGUCGGAGUCUUAUACAGCACGUCUUUGGUUUACGAUGUCCUCCACCUAUGGAGCUUCAUGGUUCCAUCUCCCAUAAAUUUAUCAAGAAAGUCUUGCUCCAUCAUUCCGACGUACGGCAUUUGCGAUGUUAAAAAAACUUUCAUGUGGGAACUAGAUGGCAAGCAGAGUGGAUGAAUACGAUGGCAAAAACGGCUAAAAACAAGUGAACCAGGCCAGUGGACAUCAAGAAUACGUCACAGACGGGAUUUCAUUGUUUGUCAUCUGUGUAAGAAUAAAAGACUGAAAUACAAUUUAAAAACUGGACAAACAUCCAUAUUAAGACCCCUUGCAUCUGUCAAGGACCUAUUAUUCAAGGACAUGGUUAAAAACUUGAAAACAAUCAAUAUAUGUGGAAAAAACUCUAGAAAAGCAGCAAAUUCCUACAUUUUGAAGAACUGAACUUUAAUUUUCACGCAACAUGUGACUGGACUUUUUGGUUCCAAAACUGAUCAACAUAAAUACACGUUCUGCAAAAUAAUCAAAUCAGAACGAAACUCGUCCAUUGUUGAUUAUUUCAUGGAUUAAUCAAUUAGUUGUUUGGUCUCUAAAGUAGUCAGUCAGGGUUUCCAAAGACGAAGAUAUCCUUAAAUGUCUUGUUUGGUCCACAACCCAAAGAUAUUCAGUUUACUGAUUAAAAUAUCUGAAAUAUCUGCAAAUUUAGACUGUUUUUAAUUUUAAAAACACCAAAAUACUAAAAGUUAACUCAGUAGUUGACAACUAAUCGACUAAUUGUUGCGUCUUGAACCACGGUUUGUGUUUUUAAACGAACUUUUCUGAGUUUUUCUGAGAAGAACCAACACCAACCAACAUGUGACUGAAUCCCAGGGUAACGUUUGGAGUGUUUGAAGCCAGACUGUGGUUAGAGUGAACAAAAAAGACACAAACUCUGGUUUUAAAGUCGUCGUGCUGCAACCAUCAGCUCGUCUUUAUUUUCUAUCAUCUGUAGGACCAACAUGGAGGCAGGGUUGACUGGUUGUCGUUUUUCCCAGCAGAUUAAAUCAGAUCAUUCUGAUGCUUUCUGGUUAAAAACGCUGGUGUUGUGUUUGAACUGAUAGACUGGACCAGCAGAUCAGUGGGUUCUGGACUCGUUGGCGGGUUUUAAAGACUCCAUGUGGAUGUUUUGUGUCCUGAACCAACCAAACAUCCACAACAAGGCCGACAGACGGACCUACGCUCCGAUUGGUCGGCUGAGGCGUCCCGUCAUACGGCGGAACCACGAACUGUCGAAGCGUUUAGUCUCACAGUCCAUCUACAGGAGACCCGUAUUUUAUUUAUGAAUAUGCUGCUUGGAGUUUCUUAAUCUUUAAUAAAGAAAUAUGGUUUACAAA